Adineta steineri is the source of this 1776-nucleotide messenger RNA. The record is from the annotation of a GenBank genome assembly. NCBI's taxonomy places the organism in Eukaryota, Metazoa, Rotifera, Eurotatoria, Adinetida, Adinetidae.
AUGGAUGAAACAAAAGUAACUAAUAAAGGUAAUCGAAUUUUACGUGUAGCUGGUGUACCCGAACAUUUUAAUGAACCAUGGAAAAUUGGUUUUGAAGAAAAUUAUUUUGUUAAACAAGGUAUUGAAAUUGAAUGGCAUUCAAUAAAAGAAGGGACAGGUGCUAUGAUUAAUAAAUUAAAAUCUAAUGAAGUUGAUGUUAUUGUUGCAUUAACUGAAGGUUUAAUAAAUGAUAUUGCUGGUAAUGAUUCGGAUAUUCGUCUUCUUGGUACAUAUGUUGAAUCACCAUUAAUUUGGUCUGUUAGUACUGGUAUAAAUUCAAAUUAUAAUUCAAUUGAAGAUUUAAAAGGUGAAAAAUUUGGUAUAAGUCGAUAUCAAAGUGGAUCACAUUUAAUGAGUUGUGUUCUUGCUAGUCAAUAUGGAUGGAAACAAUCAGAUAUUGAAUUUAUUAUUAAUAAUAAUUUUGAUACAUUAAGAAAAUCAGUUAAUGAUCAAACAACAGCUGCAUUUAUGUGGGAAUAUUUUAUGUCAAAACCAUUUUAUGAUAAAGGUGAAAUUCGUCGAAUUGGAGAAAUCAUAACACCAUGGCCUUGUUUUAUGAUUGCUUCAACAACAAAUAUUGUUUCAGAACGUUUAAAUGAUCUUGAAAAUAUGUUUAUUGCUUUACAAAAAUCUUGUUUUCAUUUUAAAACAAAUUCAACAAAUUCAAUUGAAAGAAUUUCAAAAAAUUUUCAUUUAUCUAUUGAAGAUGCAAAAUCUUGGUUUGAUAAAGUAAAUAUAACAGCAACAAAUUCUAUAGCUGAAUCAACAAUUGAAACAACAAUUGAUGCACUUAAAACUGCAUUAACAUUAAAUGAAAAUUAUAAAACAAAAGAAGCAAUUAAAUUUAUUGAUACACGAAUUGCUAAAUUAUCAGUUGAUAUUAAAUCAAUGCGUCUUUAUAAUAAACCGGAAUUAUUAAUUGCAUUAAGAAAUAAUUUACGUGUUAAUGGUCUUUCAAAAGGAUCAAUAACAUAUAAAGAUUUACUUCCAUUUGAUCAAAAUCAUUAUUAUGGUACACAAGUUUUAGAUUUAGCUGUUGAUGAAUUAAAUUUAUCUAAUGAUGAUUUAAAUAAAACUAAUUCAACAUGGAUUAUACAAAUUGGAUCCAAUUUAGCUGGUUGUGCACGAUAUUUAUCUGGAAAAUAUCAUUUAAAAGUUUUAGCAAUUGAAUUACAAAAUGAUUUAUCUCAAGCAGCAAGUGAAUUAACAGAUCGUUGUGGUUUAGCAAAUAAUAUUUAUCAUAUAGCUGGAGAUUUUUUAAAUGUUGCUCAACAUUUACAACAAAAUUAUUAUAAAGCUAUUGUUAGUUGGAUAACUAUUUUACAUUUUCAAGAAUUGGAUAGAAUUCGUUUAAUGAAACAAUCAUUUAAUUUACUUGAAGAUAAUGGAUAUUUUUAUUGUGAAGAUUUUAUUCGAAUUGGAAAUCUUACAAAUGAAGAAUCACAAAUAUUAGAACAUGAUGUUUUUUGUAGAUAUUUACCAACUUUAGAUGAAUAUAAACAACAUCUUAUUCAAGCACAAUUUCAAAUUAUCAAAACUGUUGAUUUAACUCAACAAUGGAAAGAUUUUACUAAACAACGUUUUCAACAAUAUCAAGAAAAUAAACAAAAUUUAUUAAAUAUUCAUGGAGAAGAUAUUUAUAACCGUUUACAAUAUUUUUAUUCAUCAAUUGUUAAACUUUUUAUGGGAAAUCAUGUUGGAGGUAUUAGAAUUAUUGCCAAGAAAAUAUCAAAUUAA